UUUUACGCAGUUCAUUUCUGUAGAUGGGGACUUGCUGAGCGGUCGCAGGGAGACAGAGAGAAGGUUCCGCUGUGGGGACAGCAGAGAAUUUAAGAAAAAAAAAGGCUUUGUUGGAGUCUGCCCUCUCGAUGCUUGUUGUGAGCUGAGUGUGGUUUUGCCUGUGCACAGGUUGCUGCUUAGAAACCUGUGUCUCUGAGUUCGUGCAUCGAGUCGGCGCUAGUUGCCUUUGUUUGAGUCGGGUGUGUGUGUGUGCGAGAGAGAGACCGUAUUCAACAUGGGGAGCACACUGACCAAACCAAAGCCAGAAGACACCACUGGAGUAGCUGGCAAAUCCAACGGCCAGGAAAAUGGCCACGUGAAGACCAAUGGUGACGUGUCUCCAACUAAAGCCGAUGGAGAAGCGGCUGCAGUUCCAGCGAAUGGACGUGGGGCCACCGAGGGAUUGAAGGAAGCAGCUGAAGGCUCAGGUGAUGCCAUUGAACCAGCACCACCCGCUGAGGGGGAAGCUACUAAAACUGAAACCACUGAGACUCCCAAGAAGAAGAAGAAAAAGACCCUGUCUUUCAAAUCCUUUAAGCUUGGUAAAAUGUCCUUCAAGAAAACCAAGAAACCUGAGGCAGCUGAAAACAGCCCCACUGAAGAUAAAGCCGAAAGCAAAGCAGUAGAAGAGACAAAAGCAAGCAGCAGUGAAGCGAAAGAGAGUGCUGUGGAGGAGGUGAAGGAGGAGAAACCGGCAGAAGCCAGUGCUUCUGAGGGACAAGAAACCAAAGCAAAUAAUGAAGAGUCUCAGACUGAGGAGACAGUCCCUGCAAAGGAGGAACAACAACAGACUUCAGGAGAAGAAGUCAAGCAGGAAGCAACUGAGGAACCUACAAAACCAGCAGAGAGUGAAGAGCCUAGUUCAACACCUGCACCAGCUGAGGAAAAGGAAGAGUAACACUGAAACUGUUUACAAACUUACUCUGUGCCACGUGUUCACAUGAGACCAAUUUGUCCCUUCAAGCAGUCGACCCUAAUCACGGACAUGCACACAGCCCACUUCUUUUGUUGCUAGAUCUGUUCAGCCAACUUUAGUCUUCAAAUUGUCUCAGUAUUAAAGUUUUAUCUUUUUUCACCUUUUGAAUUUUAAAAUGUAUUUUCCUGGGAACAGCUUGGGUGCAAUAAAUAUCCACUUCCCCAGUUUUGGGAUUUUAAAAUUUUAAGUUUACUGAAGAAAUGAGAGGAUGUAACCUGGCCAAUGCUGAAUUCCUUCAAUUGUCUACACGUGGCAUUAAUCCUUUUAGUCACACGAUCUGAGAACAUUGACAUUCUAACUGGACCUGGGUUUGACUGACACUUUUGGAGAAUCCCUUUUCAUCAAUUCAUUAGCAUUUGCAGUCCUGCUUUGUUUCCCAAUUUGAGACAUUUUUGUGCUUUUUAGGAAAACAGCAGUUUUGAUCGAAGCUUCUAGAUUUUUUUUGUAGUUUUACAGUCUGACUACAACACUAUGAAAUUUUAAGUAUACUGUGUUCCCAUUAAUUUUUUUUGAGGGGGAGUGCAAAGAGUUUUAAAUGUGAUGUUUUUUGCUGUUUUUUUUGUCCUGUAAAUAAAACUUUGGCCAAAUUGAUUUGCAAUUUUUUAUUGCUAACUUUUAAGGUGGUAUAACUAUUGUAACAUUAAAAGGGAAAAUAAAUUUCACCUGUGGACUGUUCAAGUGUAAUUCAACUUUCCCUUACUACAAUAAGUUGGAUUUGAGCGACUAUUUGAACGUCUCCCCCAGUCCAAGGCAGUUUACAUGAUGCAUCUUCUAUAACCUGUGAGGGGUGUAGACAUAUUUCAAGAAGGAGGUCAUUCACAAAUAGGGCUUUUGAACGUAGGCCGUUUAUAUUGAUUUUAAGUUGGUCAAAGAUUGGAAAUAGAUUUCCAUGUUUCAUUUGUCACUCUUCAUUGUGGUAAUUGUACAGUUUUAAAAGUAACUAAUAAACAAAAUAGAGGAA
Chiloscyllium plagiosum (whitespotted bambooshark) is the source of this 1976-nucleotide messenger RNA. It is a transcript of the gene marcksl1b, whose product is annotated as MARCKS-like 1b. The record is from RefSeq and is a predicted model, not a curated record. Gene Ontology annotation, molecular function: actin filament binding; calmodulin binding. Gene Ontology annotation, biological process: central nervous system development; actin filament organization. Gene Ontology annotation, cellular component: cytoplasm; plasma membrane. NCBI's taxonomy places the organism in Eukaryota, Metazoa, Chordata, Chondrichthyes, Orectolobiformes, Hemiscylliidae.